AUGGCAAUAGGCGAAUUUGCCAAAAUGUCGAACUAUCCCUUUAAGUCUAGUCUUAAACGUGGAGACGGUGUCUGUCUCCCGGACCACAACAGGAAGAUGAUUCCACAGGAGAGGAGCCUGAUAGCUGAAGGAUCUGGCUCCUGAUCUACUUUUGGAGACUUUUGGGACCACAAGUAGCCCUGCAUUCUCAGAGCGCAGUGUUCUGGUGGGAUAAUAUGGCACUAUGAGCUCUCUAAGAUAUGACAGAGCCUGACCAGUUAAAGCUUUGUAAGUUAGGAGAAGGGUUUUAAAUUCAGUUCUGGAUUUUAUAGGGAGCCAGUGCAGAGAAGCUAAAACAGGAGAAAUAUUAUCUUGUUUCUUAGUUCCUGUCAGUACACAUGCCGCUGCGUUCUGGAUUAGCUGGGGAGUUUUCGAAGACUUAUUAGAGCUACCUGAUAAUAGGGAGUUACAGUAAUCCAGCCUAGAGGUAACAAAAGCGUGGCCUAAUUUUCACAAUAUUACGCAGAUGAAAAACGCAGUCCGUGAGGUUUGUUUUAAAUGAGAAUUAAAAGACAAAUCUUGAUCAAAUAUUACUCCGAGGUUUCUUACGGUAGUGCUCGAGGCCAGAGCAAUGCCAUCCAGAGAAAACUAUAUCAUCAGAUAAAGAGUCUCUGAGUUGUUUGGGGCCAAGAACAAUAACUUCAGUUUUGUCUGAAUUUAACAUAAGGAAAUUGGUGCUCAUCCAGGUUUUUAUGUCUUUAAGGCAUUUUUGAAGUUUAGUUAAUUGAUUACUUUCUUCUGGCUUUGUCGAUAAAUACAAUUGUGUAUCAUCCGCAUAGCAAUGGAAAUUUACAGAAUGAUUUCUAAUGAUGUUACCUAAGGGAAGCAUAUAUAGAGUGAAUAGGAUUGGUCCAAGCACAGAACCUUGUGGAACUCCAAAACAAACUUUAGUACGUAGAGAUGUAUCUCUGUAGCAGACUUUGAUGGUCAAUUGUGUCAAAUGCCGCACUAAGAUCUAAUAAAACAAAUACAGAGACGAGUCCUUUGUCUGAAGCAAUCAGAAAAUCAUUUGUAAUUUUAACUAGUGCUGUCUCAGUGCUAUGAUGCACUCUACAUCCUGACUGAAAUUCCUCAGAUAAAUUAUUAUCAUGGAGAAAAUCACACAGCUGGUCUGCGACUACUUUCUCAAGGAUCUUUGAAAGAAAGGGAAGAUUAGAUAUUGGUCUAUAAUUGGCUAACACCUCUGGAUCCAAGGUGGGCUUUUUUAGAGGAGGUUUAAUUACAGCUACCUUAAAGGACUGUGGUACAUAGCCGGUUAAUAAAGAUAUAUUGAUCAUGUCUAAUAUAUGAGUGUUAACUAAAGGAAAGACCUCCUUAAGUAGCCUAGUUGGGAUGGGGUCUAAGAGACACGUUGAUGAUUUAGAUGAAGAAAUCAUUGGGGUCAAUUCUUAAAGAGAAAUUGGGGAGAAGCUAUCUAAAUAUAUAUUAGGUCUUACAGCUGUGUUUGAGGGCAGAUUGGUUCCGUUUGAGGGCAGGAGGUCAUGAAUUUUGCCUCUAAUAGUUAGAAUAAUGUCAUUAAAAAAGCUCAUAAAAUCAUUACUGCUAAGGGCUAAAGGAAUGCAAAGCUCAAUAGAGCUGUGACUCUCAGUCAGCCUGGCUACAGACCUGAAAAGAAACCUGGGGUUGUUCUUAUUUUCUUCUAUUAAAGCUGAGUAAUAGUUUGCUCUGGCAUUGCAGAGGCCUCUCUUAUACGUUUUGAGACUUUGUUCCCAGACUAAGCGAUAUUCUUCCAGUUUGGUUAAUCGCCAAUUCCUUUCAAAUUUCUGCGAUAUUUGUUAUAAUUUUCGGGUUUGAGAGUUGUACCAAGGAGCAAACUUUUUUUGCUUUGUUAACUUCUUUUUAAGAGGUGCUACAGAGUUGAGUGUUGUUCGCAGCAAGCCUGCGGCGCUAUCAACAAGAUAAUCAAUUUGGGAGAGUUUAAAGUCGGUACGAGAAACCUCUGUUACUGAAGGACAUGGUAUUAAAUUCAAUGUCGAUGGAAUCUUUGCCUUAAAUUUUGCGACAGCACUAUCUGAUAAACAUCUAGUACAGUAACUGUUGCUGAGUGGCGUGUAAUCAAGUAGAAAGAAAUCAAAAGUUAUUAAAUAAUGAUCUGAUAGCGAGGGAUUCUGUGGAAAGACUAUCAAGGUUAUCAAUUUCAAUUCCAUAUGUCAGAACUAGAUCGAGGGUAUGGUUAAAACAGUGAGUGGGUUUAUGUACACCCUGACUGAAGCCAAUGGAAUCUAAUAAUGAGAUAAACGCAGUAGCCAGGGAAUCAUUAUCAACAUCAACAUGAAUGUUAAAAUCACCUACAAUAAUAACUUUAUCUGAUUUAAGAACUAAACUGGAUAACAACUCUGAGAAUUCAGAUACAAAUUCAGAAUACGGGCCAGGAGCAUGGUACACUAUGACAAAUAAAAAUGGCUGCGAGGUUUUCCGGGUCGGAUAUAAAAGACUAAGAACAAGGCUUUCAAAUGAAUUAUAAUCUAGUUUAGGUUUAGGGCUGAUUAACAGACUAAAGUUAAAAAUGGCUGCAACUCCCCCUCCUCGGCCGCUGCCUCGAGGAAUGUGGGUAUUAUUAUGACUGGGAGGAGUGGAUUAAUUUAGACUGACAUAUUCAUCUUGACACAGCCAGGUUUCAGUGAGGCUGAGUAAAUCAAUAUGAUUAUCUGAUAUUAAUUUGUUUACUAACAAUGCUUUAGAUGUUAGAGACCUGAUAUUUAACAGUCCACAUUUAAUUCUCCUGUUUUGUCUUUCUGUCACAUAAGAGGUUUUAAUUUUUAUUAAGUUGUUAUGCACAACUCCUCUUUGUUUAACUUUAGACUAGGUGGUUGGGGGACAGACACCGUUUGUAUAAAACUAUGGGCGGGUAACUGCACUAGAAGCUCAGAGAAGUGUGUAAGACUACGACUCUGAUUCCUGGUCUCAACUCUGGUUUGUCAGGGUUUUGAAUUACUACUACACAUGGCCAGGUUUCUAGAUAUGUUCCAUCCAUAGUGGGAUGAAUGCCGUCUGUCCUAAUCAGACCAGGUUUUCCCCAGAAAGUUUGCCAAAAAAUUAUUUUGGUUAAAUAAUUUCCGUUGUAACUCUGUUUAGUUUUAUUCCCUUUUUGGUUGCUGCAGGCCAGUGGUGGUGGUACUGGUGACCUGAGUAGUGGUAUCCCUCCCUUCUGUGUGCUGUGUUUCCCCAGGGAUCAUAGGUGAUUUCACAAAGUAUGUGUGUGUGACUGUCACAUGUGCCUGGGUGAUUUAUAUAUAGAUAUAUAUAUAUAUAUAUAUGUGUAGUUUUUUCAAAUAUUUUUGUUUGUUGGAUCCCCAUCCCCUCACUAGCUCCUGUCCCACCAGUAGGCCUCAGCUCCUGACUAGGUUCCCUUCCCCCCUUCUGGUAUGAAUGGUGUUUUGUAGUUUUUAAAAAGAUUUUUUUUUUUUGCCUCUGAGUAAAACAAACCUGUGUGUCUUAUUGAUAUAAAUGGUAAAUAAUUCUUUGGGUGAAAUUCCCAAAGUGGAGUUGUCAGGCAACCGUAUAAAUGUGUAACAGAUCAUCGUAUUUGUAGACCCCCUAUGCUCGCCUUUUGUGUUGUUUUGUUUUGUUUUUCAAGAAUAAGUCAAAAUGUUGAGAAUAAAAGCAAAUGUUAAGCAUAAAGUCGAAUUGUUUAGAAUAAACUACUAGCGUUAGCGCAUAUAGCUGCCUCUGCAAAAUGCCAAAAUGUGUAUAUGAACUGGUGACGUUAUACUUUCCAAUCAGUGUCAUCAUCAAGGAAAUUAUUUGUCUUUUAGCGCAUUAACACAGUGUGGUAAUAAGUACUAAGACUUUGAAGAGAUUGUGCUGAAAUUACAUCUGUUCAGAAGUAAAACCACACAAACUUGGAAGAGGUGGCUGCAUGAGUGCAAACUAAAAUAGUUGGUGAUGGACAGAUGCAAGGAUAUCGAUGGCUACAGCUGUGUGCAGUUGGAGAGGAUAGGCUAUGUUGUAUCAUUUCAAGUUGAAAUGCAAAAAAACCAACCCUUCCUUACAAAUAAGUCUCAAACCUUAAACUGACUUAAACAGAUCACCGUAUUUGUGUAAAGCAAGAAGUUGCAGAUUAAGCAUGCUGUAUGUUUGUUGUCAUUUUAAUUGUGUGUGAAGAUCUGAGAUGACACCCUUCAUUGUAGAAUGAUUUCACUUUGGUUUAGGAGAAACAUUUGCUUCUUAGUGCUUCUCUCUGAGCACUGAAACAGUGAUGACACAAAAUCUGCAGGACAGCUACAUUGCUCUGGGUGUCAAAAGAGUUACAUGUGACCAGCCCCAACAUCACUGUGGCCUUAAAACAUGUGCAGGUGUCAUUCUUGACAUACAGUACGUGUGUGUGUGUGUGUGUGUGUGUGUGUGUGUGUGUGUGUGUGUGUGUGUGUGUGUGCUUUAACCGUGUUGUUGUAUCUAUUUUUCAAGCAUGAUUAUCUUGAUUUUGUCUUUCUGUUGUCGAUCUGAACUUGAACAAUCAGAAAAUCUUUUUAGUAAUUUAUCAUGAUUUUGGUUUCUAAUAACUACUUUUCAGAUUAGUAGUUGUGCUUUUAUGUUAUGUUUGAGAUAAAUGUAAGGUAAAAUGGCAUUUAUUGAAUAAAUAAAAAGGCAAACAGAUAUUUUCCUUUAUAAAUAUGGACAAACUAGCCUCUUUCACAGUAGACAUAUUGUGUAAGGUUGGUGUAAUGCCCCUUUAGAACUUAAUUUAACCUGACCAAAUUUUGACAUCAUUUCAUCGGUGUAGGAGAAAGGGCAGAAAUUUUGUUUGUGCCAAGAGACUUGGGUGUGUCAAAGAUUAUCACAGUGGUGUGUCAGUGAUUCCUGUCAAGAUUGAGAAGAGGAGGUGGGGUUUUCUCUGUAGUCUGCCACUAUAAAGCCUUCCUCGUGGAAGUUUCUGUAGUUGGCAAGGGCUUGAGAGAAGCUGGCAACCCAUGUAGCCGGUCUCUAUUCUGGGACAUAUGCCUGGAUCACCGUGCACAAAGGAUAUUCAGAAGAAUAUCAACGGCUCCACCUCUGCUGCUUCUCCUGUCACCUUCACUGAGCUCCAACCCCUGAUGGCGCACCCUGAGCUGCCGCCUGAGCAUGACAGCUCCCAUGAGGACAAGAAGGAGAAAGACCCUGUGCAGCCAGGGCCCACAAAGCUGAAGAGGGCCAGGGCUCGCUUCCUCAAGGGAGUCUCCUACUUUGCUGGAGACAUGGAAGUGUUUGCAAAAUGGAUGGAAAAGCAGUUUUUCUUGCUGCAGUUGCUGGACUGGGUUUUACGCGGAGCUGCUCAGGUGAUGUUUGUCAACAACCCCCUGAGCGGCCUCAUCAUUUUUGCCGGCCUCAUCCUGCAGAACUAUUGGUGGGCUCUCAACGGCUUCGUGGGCACACUCUUUGCCACCAUUUCUGCCCUCAUCCUUCAACAGAGCAGGGGUGCAAUAGCUGCAGGGCUGUAUGGUUACAACGGCAUCCUGGUGGGUCUGCUGAUGGCUGUGUUCUCCAACGCAGGAAACUGGUACUGGUAUCUCCUGCUGCCCAACAUCUUCAUGUCCAUGAUGUGUCCAAUUGUGUCCAGCGCCCUGGCAUCUAUCAACAGUCGCUGGGAUCUGCCGGUGUUCACUCUGCCUUUCAACAUCCUGGUGUGUCUCCACAUGGUUGCCACCGGACACUUUAACCACCACUUCCCUCAAGUCCUCAUUCAGCCUCGCUCAGAGCUGCCCAACAUCACCUGGGCUGAAAUCGACGUCGCCAAGCUGUUCAUGUCAGUGCCUGUGGGAGUUGGUCAAGUCUACGGCUGUGACAACCCUUGGACAGGAGGAAUCUUCAUCAUCUCACUCUUCAUCUCCUCCCCUAUCACCUGCGCUCAUGCUGUCCUGGGAUCUGCUGUGGGCAUGGUUUCAGGCUUGGCUCUGGCAGCGCCUUUCGGAGACAUUUACUUUGGCCUCUGGGGAUACAACUGCGUGUUAGCCUGCAUUGCCAUCGGAGGAAUGUUUUACGCUCUUACCUGGCAGGUGCACCUGCUGGCCAUCACAUGUGCUUUUUUCUGUGCAUACCUCGGCUCAGCCAUUGCCAAUAUCAUGUCUGCAUUUGGUCUGCCGGCUUGCACUUGGCCUUUCUGUCUCUCCGCCCUCACUUUCCUCCUCUUAACCACGGGGACCAAGAGGAUCUUCAAGCUGCCGCUGGCCAAAGUCACCUACCCCGAGAAGAACCUGUGCUUCUACUGGAAGAUGAAGAAGCAGGAGAAAAAGGACAAGGCUGAGAAAGAGAGGAAAGAGAAAGAGGAGCAGCAGAAAGCCAUUGAAGAAGAGGUGAUACUGAAUGAGAAAGAGCAACUGAGGCUAGAGCUUGAGAGGAUGGAGGAGGGGAGAGCAGCGAGUGAAGCAUCAGAGGCUGGAAACAACGAAACUCGCGCUGAAGAUGAGGCACCUGGUGUAGAACAGCAGGGAACUGAAGAAGAAAUCAGACAAAAUUAAAUAAUCCAAGUCACUAUUGGUGAGAAUGAGAGUUAGAAUGUCUAAUACUGCAUUUCUGCAGAAAGAGAGAAAGAGAGAGGAAACACUAGUGGAACAUAAAUGUAUGAAAAUGUAAAUAAGUGUAUCUGUAAAUAAUCUUUCAGAGUAUUUGUUGUGAAAAAUAUAUGCUGGCAUUUUUUUCCCCUAAGUGCAGCUGAUGGUUUUUACUAGAUACAUUUGACAAUAUGUAGCAUUUGUUUUCUCUAUGGCACCUUGUUU
This is a messenger RNA of Epinephelus moara (kelp grouper), 6731 nucleotides long. It is a transcript of the gene slc14a2, whose product is annotated as solute carrier family 14 member 2. NCBI's taxonomy places the organism in Eukaryota, Metazoa, Chordata, Actinopteri, Perciformes, Serranidae. The record is from RefSeq and is a predicted model, not a curated record. Bases 4977 to 6473 code for a protein of 498 amino acids. Gene Ontology annotation, biological process: urea transmembrane transport. Gene Ontology annotation, cellular component: membrane. Gene Ontology annotation, molecular function: urea transmembrane transporter activity. The transcript is spliced from 10 exons.